AUGGCAGGUGGUUCCCGUGUGUUCGAAUACUGGGACCCAACAGCGACCAACGUGUGGCUCGUUUGCAAGCACGAUGAGCAAUGCUACCCGAUGCAGAAGGGCUUGGAGCCUGGGCACUGGGUCCUCCACAGCAGCGACAUUCCGACAGGAGCUCCAUACGCCUUUGUCAGCGAGUGGGUCCAGGA
Messenger RNA from Symbiodinium necroappetens, 185 nucleotides. The record is from the annotation of a GenBank genome assembly. Lineage: Eukaryota; Dinophyceae; Suessiales; Symbiodiniaceae.